AUGGUGGACGCCAUCGCCGUACUAAACCCGAUUCAUCUAGAAAUGUCACUGGAUCCACAGGAUUCGAUUCGAGCCUCCGCCAGAAGUACAACAUCAUCAUCUGCUUCCACGUCGUCAGAUUCUGAGCUCAUGAGUCCGAGAGCAGAGGAAUUGCUCCGAAUGCAGGCGGAGCUCCGUGCAACACGAACAGCACUGGCUGAAAAGGACAAAAAAAUGACGCAGAUUCAGACGACGGUAGAUGAAGAGGUUCAGGAAUUGACAGAGAAGUUGUUUCAGGAAGCCUACAAAAUGGUCAACAACGCUGAAGAACGGCGGGAAAAAGCCGAGAAACUUCUAAACGAGUCUCGAUUAGAAGUGGAGGUUCUACAGGCAGAAGUUCGUGCGCUGAAGGAAUUAAUAAGUGCUCCCGGAAUGGGACAAAACCAUUUCAAGCAAACCACAUCGCCAGAACACAAAUCGACACUUUCCAAACUUUUUAAUGGAUCUUCAAAUUCGAAAAAACAGAAAGAAGUUUCGGAGAAAAAGAAGGCGUCGUCACUUCCAUCAACGUCUUCAUAUUCGACAAAAUCUCCAGAAGAUCGAGAACAAAAAGAAGCGGACGCUGUCGAGGAAAUUGAUCCGAUUCUAUUCUCGGAAUUCGAAUCUUGGAGAGCAAGUGGACAUCCGGACAAAUCCCAUCCGUUCAUUGAUCGUGUUCUGAUCGAAGAAGUCGAACCUUGUAUGCUUUUCGAGAAUUCCGAACUGUCUUCUGAAGUGAUGACGGCGAUACGAGAGAAUCGAGUUCAGCUGGAACCAUUGAAUGAGACAAAACCGUCGAUUCGAAUAUGUUCGCUAACGAAUGCCAAUCGAUUUUGUCCGUAUCGAGUUAGAACUGGCGAUGAUGGAUCUGAAUGGCAUUUUGUGUCAUUGAUAGCCAGGAAUAGGAUUGCCGCCGUUUGUGACUUCUUCACAUGUAUUCGAUAUUUGUCGCAAGGACUCAUCAAGCCGGGUCCGCGCGAUUCCUAUUUCCACGUCGUGAAUCUUCGAAAAAACAUGUCACUUGCCAAAUUGGGUCUCGGCUUCGUGCCCCGUUCCAACAUUCGCCAUAAUUGA
Messenger RNA from Caenorhabditis briggsae, 1092 nucleotides. The coding region runs from base 1 to 1092 and encodes 363 amino acids. Gene Ontology annotation, molecular function: guanyl-nucleotide exchange factor activity. The record is from RefSeq and is a predicted model, not a curated record. NCBI's taxonomy places the organism in Eukaryota, Metazoa, Nematoda, Chromadorea, Rhabditida, Rhabditidae. Gene Ontology annotation, cellular component: Golgi to plasma membrane transport vesicle. The transcript is spliced from 4 exons. Gene Ontology annotation, biological process: exocytosis.